This is a messenger RNA of Metarhizium robertsii ARSEF 23, 1065 nucleotides long. RefSeq names its product tripeptidyl peptidase precursor. Gene Ontology annotation, molecular function: serine-type endopeptidase activity; tripeptidyl-peptidase activity. Gene Ontology annotation, biological process: proteolysis. Lineage: Eukaryota; Fungi; Ascomycota; Sordariomycetes; Hypocreales; Clavicipitaceae. The transcript has 2 exons. The record is from RefSeq and is a predicted model, not a curated record. The coding region runs from base 1 to 1065 and encodes 354 amino acids.
AUGCACUACAAGGCCCCCGGCAACUCGUCCCAGGUCCGCCUCGGGGUGAGCGGCUACCUCGAGGAGCACUCCAACCACGCGGACGUCCGGGACUUCCUCCGGCAGCAGGUCCCGGAGCUCCCCAGCUACGACUUCAAGGUGGAGCUGUACGUCAUGGGCCUCGGCUUCCCGUCCCAGGUCACCUACUACGCGACCGGCGGCCGCGGCGAGAAGAUUGGCGACGACGGCAAGCCCGUCACGGGCAAGAAGCUCGACAACGAGCCGUACCUCGAGUUCAUCCAGGCGCUGCUCGACAAGCCCGAUAACGAGGUGCCGCACGUGCUGUCCGUGUCCUACGGCGACGACGAGCUGUCAGUGCCCCGGCCCUACGCCGAGCGCGUCUGCGGCAUGCUCGGCCUCCUGACCAAGCGCGGCACCUCCAUCAUCCACUCGACCGGGGACGGCGGCUCGGCCGGCGGCCGCGUGGGCAACUGCCGCACCAAGGACGGCACCAACAAAAAGGUCACCAUGUCCACGUUUCCCGCGUCGUGUCCGUGGGUGACGGCCGUGGGCGCCACCACCAACACCGCCGAGCCCCCCUCCGGCGCUGGCUUCAGUUCCGGCGGCUUCUCCCAGUACUUUGAGCGGCCCGCGUGGCAGGCGGCCGCCGUGGACAAAUACGUCGAGGAGAUCAACGGCCACCUGGACGGGUACUACAACGCCAGCAUGAGGGCCGUGCCGGACAUCUCGGCCGUGGGGACCAACUUCCGGGUGAUUGUUGGCGCCCGCCGCAAGCUCCUCGAGGGCACCAGCGCGAGCGCGCCCGUCUUUGCAGCCAUGAUCUCCCUCGUCAACGAUGCCCGCCUGAGAAAGGGGAAGCCCUCGCUGGGGUGGCUCAACGAGAUCUUGUACUCGGACAAGGUGACCUCUCUGCUGCAGGACAUCACCAAGGGCCAGAGCUACUCGUGCACCUGGGACAAGGUCAGCCCCGGUGGCUGGCCGGCCAAGCAGGGAUGGGACGCAAUCACCGGCCUCGGCGUGCCAAACGACUUUGCCAAGUUCCUCGAGGUUCUCGAGGACGUGUGA